AUGUCUUCCAAGUCCUCCUAUCAAGCACCCCCUUUGAGCGCUUUCAAAUCCUCCUUCACGUGUCCCCUCUGCAAGAAAUUCAAUGAGACUCAAGACAUUCGCAAAACCACUGCUGGUAAAAUCUAUCGAAUUUGUUCCCAUUGCCACUGUACUUCGGAUUUACAUUUUCCUCCUGAAACUGUUGUGAUCGAAUGGAAACAUUCGAGUCGGUGUGCUUCGUGUGCCUGUACCGAUUAUCGUCCCGUUCAAGGCAUUGAAUGUGCGUGUGGCCAUUUGGGAAGUUAUCAUCACUCUAUUCGUGAACCAGGUCAAACGAGAGAGCAAGCAGCAAGAACCAUGAAAAGUGAAUUGAUUCCUGGCGUGUAUGAUGCUUCUUCACAUGAUGAUUUGAUUUAG
Naegleria fowleri is the source of this 396-nucleotide messenger RNA. RefSeq lists its product as uncharacterized. The record is from RefSeq and is a predicted model, not a curated record. Lineage: Eukaryota; Heterolobosea; Eutetramitea; Acrasida; Naegleriidae. Bases 1 to 396 code for a protein of 131 amino acids. The transcript has a single exon.